CGUAUACAUGCGUCAUGACGUCACCGUAGAGGAAACGUCGGGACCCGGAAGUGGAGCGGCAGCAAGCCACAAACAACAACAGGCGCGAGGCGAUUAACGGAGAAAUGAUGAUGAGACGUGUGAGAGCGCGCGAGGCCCGCCGCACGCACCGGUGACGUGACGUCGACAGGUGUCCGUGACGUCAGCGAAACUAACGACUUGACCCGCAGCAUGGCGGAGGCCGGCGCCCACCUGACCGCCACCGCCGACCAGCGGCCGUCCAUCUUCGAGCUGCUGGCCCAGGAGGCUCUGAUGGAGGCGGUGAGACCGGCCCUGCAGCACGCCGCCAAGGUGCUCGCCGAGUCCGACCCGUCUCGCUUCGGCUUCCUGUGGCGGCGCUUCGACGAGCUCUACCUGCUGCUGGACGUCCUGCUGCAGAGCCACUUCCUGUCCCGGAGCUCCGCCUCCUUCUCUGAGAACUUCUAUGGGCUGAAGCGCACGCCGGGCCCGGGGGGGCGGGGCCCGGACGCCGGGGGGCGGGGCCUGGACGCCGGGCGGCGCCGGCUGUCUCUGCUGCUGCUCUGUGUGUUCCCGUACCUGCGGGCGCGGCUGGAGGCGGCGCUCGCCCGCCAGCGCGACGAGGACGACUUCUCCAUCCGGCUGGCGCAGGGCGGGCGGCGGCGGCUGCUCCGGGCGGCGGCGGCGGCGCUGCCUCGGCUCGGCGCCGCCUGGCGGCUCUGGAGCUUCUGCCAGCAGCUGCUCUACACCUUCGGCCACGCGCAGACCCACAGUCCCCUGCUGUGGCUCGCCGGCGUCAGACUGAGCCGCCUGAGUGCCGCCGACAUCACACACAUGGAGACACGUGAGACAGGACGCCUGCAGCACGACAGCCUGCUGCAGAGGGCGUGGCGUGUGAUGAGGGCGGCGGCG
Messenger RNA from Myripristis murdjan (pinecone soldierfish), 909 nucleotides. RefSeq names its product peroxisomal biogenesis factor 12 (gene pex12). Gene Ontology annotation, biological process: protein monoubiquitination; protein import into peroxisome matrix. The annotation marks the transcript as partial. The transcript is spliced from 4 exons. Gene Ontology annotation, molecular function: protein binding; zinc ion binding; ubiquitin-protein transferase activity. Gene Ontology annotation, cellular component: peroxisomal membrane; peroxisomal importomer complex. NCBI's taxonomy places the organism in Eukaryota, Metazoa, Chordata, Actinopteri, Holocentriformes, Holocentridae. The record is from RefSeq and is a predicted model, not a curated record.